CAUGGUAUGAAAUUUGGAUGUUCAUCUCCGGUAGUAGCUGCAAGAGCUGCACUUUCUGAAACGACUUUGGUUAAAAGCCUCCAGCCUUUACCUGCAAAGGAUGUUCACAAGGGGAUGGCUUCAGACGUGCCUAUUGGUGUUUGUAAAGAACAUACCAUCAAUUUUCUGACCUCGUGGUUUGUGGUGGCCCAUUCUGUCGUGCCUUUCAUACAUAUUCUCGGAAAAUCUGUGCCUGAUGUCUAA
Molecule: messenger RNA, 243 nt
Organism: Eruca vesicaria subsp. sativa (arugula)
Lineage: Eukaryota; Viridiplantae; Streptophyta; Magnoliopsida; Brassicales; Brassicaceae
Source: the annotation of a GenBank genome assembly